UCCAGAAUCGGCCGGCUCUUCGACGGCACGGAGCCCAUUGUCCUCGACAGUCUCAAGCAACACUACUUCAUCGACAGAGAUGGGCAGAUGUUCAGAUAUAUCUUGAAUUUUUUAAGGACGUCGAAACUCCUCAUUCCUGAUGAUUUCAAGGACUACAGUUUGUUAUAUGAAGAAGCAAAGUAUUUCCAGCUUCAGCCCAUGCUGGGAGAGAUGGAAAGGUGGAAACAGGACCGGGAGAGUGGCCGCUUCUCAAAGUCUUGCGAGUGCCUGGUGGUGCGAGUUGCCCCAGACCUUGGCGAGAGGAUUACGCUGAGCGGCGACAAGUCGUUGAUAGAAGAAGUGUUUCCAGAGAUCGGUGACGUGAUGUGCAAUUCUGUCAACGCUGGCUGGAAUCACGACUCGACGCACGUCAUCAGGUUCCCCCUGAACGGAUACUGUCACCUCAACUCAGUGCAGGUACUUGAGAGGUUACAGCAAAGAGGUUUUGAGAUUGUUGGCUCGUGUGGAGGUGGGGUGGACUCUUCCCAAUUCAGUGAAUACGUACUGAGACGAGAACUCAGAAGGACAUCUCGUGCACCCUCCGUCAUUCGAAUAAAGCAAGAGCCUCUGGACUAAAAUGGACGUGUUUCUUUAUGCAAAAAAAAAAAAAAAAAAA
Leptosomus discolor (cuckoo roller) is the source of this 655-nucleotide messenger RNA. The record is from RefSeq and is a predicted model, not a curated record. NCBI's taxonomy places the organism in Eukaryota, Metazoa, Chordata, Aves, Leptosomiformes, Leptosomidae.